Messenger RNA from Mytilus californianus (California mussel), 3485 nucleotides. RefSeq lists its product as uncharacterized. The transcript is spliced from 4 exons. Gene Ontology annotation, biological process: DNA integration. Bases 930 to 2381 code for a protein of 483 amino acids. The record is from RefSeq and is a predicted model, not a curated record. Lineage: Eukaryota; Metazoa; Mollusca; Bivalvia; Mytilida; Mytilidae. Gene Ontology annotation, molecular function: nucleic acid binding.
UAUUGCAGCCGGAUUAGCACUUCGGAUACAAUGGACGAUGAUACAUCAGAAAAUGUUCGAGGAAGGUACACAUGUUUGAUAUAUGUUUAUGGUUAAUAAAAACUACAUGAUAUUAAGUCAAAAUAUAUUUCUUGAUAGUCUGUGUUCUCGUCAGAGCAUACAUUCAAGCAGUACCCACUACAAAGAAAAUUAAUUAGGUGGAAAACUUCUUCAAAACUUUUUCCGUACAAGCAAUUACAAAUGUUUUGUAGAAACAUUUAUUCGACAUUUUUCCCAUAACCUACAGUUCAUAUUAUUAUAUAUUGUGAUAAGGUUACGAAACGUCUCAGUUACGAACCGACCUAGUUUGUUCCGAAUCGUCUUUGUGCGAAACGACCAGGUUACGAAACGAACUGCACCCAUGAAAGUUACAACAAUUGCGUUUCAAAGGAAUAACGUUCAGAUAGGUUGCUAUCAGAUGUUCGUUAAAAAAUUAUAUGCAAUUUAUAUAUAGUAAAGUAUUUACACUAAAUUUACAGUAGUAUGAGAUAUUGGUACCUGGUUAUUGGAACCCGGGAAUGAGGGAUGAAAAUCAAGGGCUAGAGCAGCGGGAAUCAGUGGCAGGAACUGGGAGAAAGAUGACUAAAAAUAUGAUUAAUUUAUACUUGACAAAUAAAAUGAAAUAACAGGGGAACGGAAUUCUGGAGAUUGAAUGUUUGGGAACGGAAGUUGGAAUUCAGAGGAUUGGAAUCAAUGACUCCCCUUGUCUACCACUCUUGCCAAAAAUGUCGGGAAGCUGCAGACAUGAAGUAUUUUUAUUAGAAAUGUUAAUAACAUACACCAUUUCUAGUCAGCUACAAGCUCAAUGGUUAUAUUUAGAACACAAGAGGCUUCAUGAAAUUUCUUGAACUCUCUUGACUUGAAAUAAUAAUGAAAUCACUAAAGUCAAUAUGCAACAAAAUACCUACGACGGUGUAGUUCGAAUUUCAACUUGUUAUACAAAAAUAUUUUGCAGAUUACAGUUGUUGCGUCGAGAUAUUGAAAGAGCCAGUGGUGGACUGAUAACCAAUGAAGAAUGUGCCGAAUUCAUUCCAUUACUGGAUGACAUGGAAAAAGAAGUUUCAGCUAGGUUUGCAGCUUGUAGAUCUGAAAAAGAUCAAUACCGCAGUGAACGGGUUGCAGUUGACGGUAAUGGACAUUCUAAAUUCAGCAUUUCAAAAGAACAACUGGAAUACCUAGUCAAAUAUGGGUUUACAGCACCAAUGAUGAGUAAUGUUCUUGGUAUAUCAGAGUCAACUGUCCGUCGAAGACUGAGAGAAUUUGGUUUAAGCCUGAGAAAGACAACACAUAUCACCGACAUGGAGUUAGAUCAAUCAAUCACUGAAGUGAUUGGUACAAAUCGCCAUAUUGGACCGACUUCAGUCAGAGUUCGACUUGCACAAAAGAAAAUAUUUGUUUCCAGAGAGAGAGUGAGGACAGCAUGUGCACGUGUAGAUCCAGAUGGAUGUUCCUUACGAUCGUUAGAGAGAAAAAAUAUAAAACGUCGUACUUACAAGGUUGCUGGACCAAAUUCCCUGUGGCAUCUGGAUGGAAACCACAAGUUGAUAAGGUGGGAAAUUGUUAUCCAUGGUGGUAUUGAUGGUUACAGUAGAAUGGUAACUUUCUUAAAAUCAAGCAAUAACAACAGAUCAAUAACAGUUUUUAAUGAAUUUAUCAAGGCAACCACAAAAUACGGCAUUCCAUCAAGGGUACGGGUAGACAAGGGCAUUGAAAACAAUGAUGUAUGCAUAUUCAUGGAAGAUCUAAGAGGCAACGGAAGGGGCAGUGCUAUAAGGGGCAAAAGCUCCCACAAUCAGAGAAUAGAACGUUUGUGGGUCGACGUAUGGGAGAAUGUUAGUAAUGAGUACUACGACCUGUUUACAUACAUGGAGCACAACAAUAUACUAGAUAUAACUGAAGAAGUACACAUGCUUUGCUUUCUCUUUGUUUUUAUUCCACGAUUAAAUGAAAGCCUAGUUAUGUUUAACUAUCAGUACAAUAAUCACCCACUAUCAACUGAGAGUCACAAAACACCAAGUCAGCUAUUCAUAACAGGUGUUCUGACGAAGUUCAAUUCAGGAAAUAAACCAAUAAAAGAAGUUGUCGAAAAUGCUGGAAAUCAUGACGAAUUUCAGAACUCUUUACCUCCAGAAGACUAUGGAGUUGGCGAUUCGGAUGAUGGGGAUGUCGCCAUUAAUAGUGAAGAUGAAGACAUACAGACAAUUCCUCAACGGACACAUGAAAACCAUCUUCUUUCAAGAUUGGAUGCAGCAAUCAACCCACUAGAAAACGUUAGUAAUGUGGAAUAUGGGCUUAAACUAUUUAGGAAAGCAUUAAGCAUUGUUACCACAGAAGAAAAUUAAACUUUUUUUCAGCUUAAAUUGAGAGAUUGUCAUUAUUUACAGAUUGUUCAGUUUAAUGUCUCUUACUUUUCUUUCUUUGCUAGUAUAAUGAGGUCACAACAUUGCAACCUCGUAUCUUCAUAUGAUAACAAAAUCUUGCUAUGACUUUGCUAAUAAAACAUUGUAAACAGCAUGUAGAAUUACAUAAUGUCUUUAUUAAUUGGCAUACAUUUCAAAUACAGUUAUACAUUAUGUGUGCAUAGUUCUUAGACACUAAUAACUCUAUAAAAUUCUCACACUUUCUGGUUUGAGUUUUUUUUACAUUUAUAUCUUAUAAAUUGUAUAUCCUUCAGCAAUUUAUUUUGGCAACAUAUUUUCAAAAACUACUGAGGCAACAUCGUAGAUAAAUAUGCAAUAACAAGUUGUAACAAAGGGAAUUACAGAUCUUAAAUGACCUGUGGCAUAUUGUUAUAGUGUUUUAAAAUAUAUUGGACCUCAAACUCAUACCAGUAAUCAAAAUAAAAAAUCAGGCAAAAAGUGUCAAUCAAUAUUUUAUACAAGAGCUGUUAAAAUGAAAGUUAACUGUUUGGUUUUAUCUGCUUGUGUGUCAUGUCAUCUUUCAAGAGUCAUAACUCCUGAAUUAUAAAGUGUCUAACUAUUGAUAAUUAAGUCUUUCCAGUUCCCUGUGGAAAGACUUAUUGUAUUUUUUCUGCUAAUCAUUAUUAUUAAUUUUUUUUCUUCCGCUUAACUUUGUUUUGCGUAAAUUUUUGUUUCGCAAUAUGUCGCUAAGAUAUUUCUUAUAUAGUAUCAUAAAGCUUAUGCACUUUUUAUUUUCACCCAUUCUAAGCCAAACAAGUUUCUUUAAAAGAGUUAUCUCCCUAUUCACUGUUUAUUACAUGUGUGCAUCUCCUUCGUAACAAAAAAAGAUAUCGACAAAAUUCUUUUUCUUAAUUGUUCGUUACAUCCUCAGAAAUAUUUGGCUAAUUUGGAAACUUGAAACUUUUUAUUUCACUAAAAGCCUCACAUGAGGCAUUAUAGUACAAUAAAUUUAACAACAAAUAUAAUUAAUGCAUGAACAUAUACAUAUGAAGUUGAUGUAAUUGCAGCUGGAAGUUGAACAUUACA